AUGUCAAGUGAGCUGCUCAAGUACGAGUUCGUGUGUAAGCUAUCGGAGCUCCCGCCGAUGUCCAAGAAAUGCGUUGAGCUACCGACUUCCCAUCGUAGCGUGAUGCUGCUCCAUGUCCGAGGACAAGUUUUCUGCAUGGAUCAAGCUUGUUACCACCACGGUGGGCCUCUAGUUAAUGGAGACAUUGAAGAAAUGGGUGGCAAGCCGACAAUCAAGUGUCCGUGGCACGCCUACCACAUUGCACUAGAAACUGGUGAAGGACUUUACCUGGGUAUGGACAUGGCUAUGACCUCAGAUGGAAAACUACUGCCGUCAUCGCCCACACUCAAGUCCAAGGGCGUCAAACAACGCACACACUUUGUACAACUGCGGAACAAUGGACAAGAUGUCUACGUUGCUGAUUCCUGUGCCAUCCCAGGAGCGUCCGCGAUCCAAUCAGACGUGUACGCCUUCCCAACCGCUAAACUCCCGGUGGCUGCAAAGAAGGGUGAAGUGCGGAUCCAUUCGCGGUUCGAGUAG
Messenger RNA from Peronospora matthiolae, 519 nucleotides. The record is from the annotation of a GenBank genome assembly. NCBI's taxonomy places the organism in Eukaryota, Oomycota, Peronosporomycetes, Peronosporales, Peronosporaceae.